Molecule: messenger RNA, 945 nt
Organism: Aspergillus terreus NIH2624
Lineage: Eukaryota; Fungi; Ascomycota; Eurotiomycetes; Eurotiales; Aspergillaceae
Product: cut8/STS1 family protein
Exons: 2
Coding region: 1-945 (314 amino acids)
Biological process (GO): proteasome localization; nuclear protein quality control by the ubiquitin-proteasome system
Cellular component (GO): nucleus
Source: RefSeq, a predicted model, not a curated record
AUGAACAGCUUGGUGGCUACUCCUCCUGUGCCACCUCAUUUCUACGAGUAUUCCCGUCUUGCCUCCGCUCGUCAAAUGUCUACCCCGACUGUCACCCCCAACUCCCGAAAACGGAAGGCCGAAGAUGAUACCGCCGACCACGAUGGACGCAUGUCUGCUUCUCCGACCAGCUCUCCCGCUUUCACCCCGAGAACUCUUCCGUCCGCCCGCAAUGUGAAACGUACUCGCCCCAAUAUCAGUGGCAGGCCGCUGUCCUUACCCCGGUUGCUGGAGACGCUGGACACCGAUGCCCUUCGAGGAAUGCUUCGGUCCAUGUGUGAACGCCACCCCAGCUUGGCCGACGAGAUCGUUCAUACCGCUCCUCGACCGAGCGUUUCUUCCGCCCUCCAGGUGCUCCGGCAGUACCAAUCCAACCUUCAAUCAUCCUUCCCCCUGGGUGGCAAUCCAGCUUCCGACUACGCCUACAACCGGGUCCGGCAGCCUCUUGGACAGCUUCUCGAUGCUCUGAGCGAUUUCACCCCACAUUUUCUACCUCCGAACGAGACUCAGCCGUCCGUAUCCUUGAGCUACCUGGACGACGCCACCGAAAUUAUUCACGCCCUGCCACGGUGGAGCACACCCCAAAACAACAUAGAGCGGGACUCUGCAUAUGACGAGAUCUGCAAAGCUUGGAUUCUGGUGAUCCGAGAAGCGGCCAAACGUGGAGGGGGCUUCCAGCUGCAGUACGGCGGCUGGGAACAGAAACUAGCCAAACAUAAUCAGAAUUCCGGUGGGAAGCUGCAGGCAGCCGUUCACGAACUCGCCUCCUGUCUAGGGUGGAUGCACGGACCAGACACUCAAGCCUACGGUGGCUCCGGAGGAAACAAUGAUCUAGGAUCUAUACGGGAACAACUUCUUUCUGGUACAUAUGGACUCGGCACUCCAGUCAAAGUUGGACCAUGGUGA